Messenger RNA from Trichomonas vaginalis G3, 2604 nucleotides. Its product is annotated as spectrin binding. Gene Ontology annotation, molecular function: protein binding. Lineage: Eukaryota; Parabasalia; Trichomonadida; Trichomonadidae. The record is from RefSeq and is a predicted model, not a curated record. The coding region runs from base 1 to 2604 and encodes 867 amino acids. The transcript has a single exon.
AUGAAUUUUGAUAAUCCUGUUUUGAAACUCAUCCAGAAGCCAUUUAAGAUCGAUUAUGAUGCACAAGACAAAGAUGGAAAUACAGCACUUAUAAUUUCGGCAAAGAUGCAGAAAUAUGAAGAAGCGAAACUCAUUCUUGAACAUGGUGCAAAUCCAUCAAUCCAAAACAAAGAUAAAAUUUCAUUCAUUGAUAUUGCUAAAACGAACGAAAAUCUCAAAGGUUUGAUUACAAUGCCUAAUGACGAAUAUCUUGAUCCUGCAGAUGAUUCUGAUGAAUUUCUUGAUGCAAUCAAAAAUUUCGAUAUUUUGAAAGUCAAAUCAUUUCUCGAUAAAGGAUAUGAUCCGAACAAAAUUCAAAUUUCAAAAUCAAAUAAAGUUCAUCCUCUUGAAGUUUGUGAAGAUUUUGAAAUAUUUAAACUCCUCAUCGAAGGAGGUUCCGAUUUCAUGUUUCGAUAUGAAAAUGAAAAUGGAAAACAAAAAAUUCCUGUUUUCACAAUUGUUUCUAAACGAAACAAACGAUUUUUUGAUUACAUGGUUGAGAAAGGACUCAACAUCAAAAUCAAGAAUGAAUUUAAUCAAUCACUGUUAACUCAUUAUGCAUCAAAGAACAAAGAUUCUGAAAUCAUGAAAUUCUUGAUGAAUAAGAAAGUCGAUUAUCGACGAAGUAAGAACAAUAAAGGAAAUCUUCCUAUUCAUUAUUCAUGCAAACACUCAAACAUCGAUGUUGUCAAAUUACUCAUUGAUAAGAGAUCACCAAUCAACAUCGCAAAUAACAAUGGAGAGUUACCAAUCCAUCUUGCAGUCAAAUAUGGAACACCUGAUAUUGUUGAAAUUCUUCUUGAGAACAAUUCACAGUUCGGUUCUAAAGACAAUCAAGGAAACUGUCCAAUCCAUUAUUCAAUUGAGUCAAAAUUCGGAAAAGAAAUGAUCGAAACAUUUGUUUAUUGCUUGAUACCGAAAUUUGAUGACAUUAAAUCCAUCAUCGACAUCGAAACAGAAGACAAAUACACAUUAUUGUGUAAAUCACUCAUCAACAACAAAAAUGAAAUAUCAUCAUACUUGAUCGAUCUUGGCUCUGAUGUUAACUAUACAAUGCUGAAUGGGAACACUCCUCUUAUUUUAUCAUUGAAGAAUAAUCCCACUCCAAAUAUUAUUCAUCUUCUAUUAUCUAAAGGUGCAGAUAUCAAUCACUUCAAUCAAGAAGGUGAUUUUGCAUUGAAGAUCUGUGAAUCACUUGAAAUUCUCCAUGAAUUGCUGAAAUUCAAACCUCAUUUGAAUAAUAAUGAAUGUGAUGUCAUUCUAAAUCAUAUAUGUAUGUUACACUUACAGAUUGCAGGUGUAUUAAUGAUGUUAAUUGAAAAAUAUAACUACAUUGACUGCUACAAAUUUGCAAUAACUUUAGGUUUAAAAAAAUUAGUAGAAUUUUUAAUUGAAAGCGGAGCAGAUGUUAAUUGCGAAGAUAUACUAGGAAUGACACCAAUUAAUUAUGCCACAAUACAUAACAAAAUUGAAAUUGCCAAAUAUCUAAUUGAAAAUGGCGCAAAUCUUGAACACAGAGAUAUUGAAGGAAAUAAUGCAUUUGGUGUUGCUGCAAAAUGUGCCAGAACAAGUAAUCAAAUGAUUGAUCUUUUACUUGAAACAUGUGAUAUUCUAAAUACUAACUAUGCAGGACACUCCGCUGUUUUUGUUGCCAUAGAAAAUAAGAAUUUCGCUUUCUUGCAACAUAUCCAUGAAAUGAGACCAUAUUUACUUCCUCAAUUAGUAAAUGAGAAAGGCUACGAUUCAUAUACACCAAAAAUUCUUCUUGUCAAAAAUAAUUGGCAAUAUUUAUUGCCUUUAUUUGAUGAAGAACAAUUUACUUAUGAAAUACCAAUUAUUAUGGAAGAAAAGUUAAAAGACAAAGAGAAGUAUGGAGAUACAGAUAUUUUGUGUGCAAUAAGAAAUAGAUAUUAUACUGCAUUCAUUCAUUUUUAUGAAGAAGCAAAUCCAAAACCAGAUUUGAAUGAAACAAAUAAAUUUGGAGAAUUUCCUUUAUUUGUUGCAUGCUAUCGAGAUUUUUCAUGGCGAUUUAUCAAUUUUCUUCUUGACAGUGGUGCAGAUCCAACUAAGUUAUAUGAAGGUAAAACUGCACUCAGAUUGUGUAUCGAAAACGAUUUCCAAAACAAUGUCAUGCAUCUGAUUCAACAUCAAACGAACGACAUCCAGCAGAAAUUCGAAAACGGAAUGACAUACAUGCACAUCGCAAUAAAACACGGAAAUCCUAUUUUCGUCAGAUUCUUGAUCAAUGCAAACAUAUAUCCAAAAUUUGUUGAUGAUGAUGGAAACAGUUAUCUUCACUACGCAGCAUUAUCAGAUAACAAAGAAAUUAUCAGAUAUAUUUUACAAUAUCAAAAAGAUUGCACACUGAUGAACAAAGAAGGAAUGACACCUCUCAUGUAUGCAGUUCAGAAUAGAGGAUUCAUAUUCAUUGAAGAAUAUCUUAAAUUCAACAUAAACUUCUGGAUCAAAUGUAAAGAUUUUUACAGAUCACUCUAUUUCUCAUCAUUAUUGAAUAAUGAUACAUUUGAUUAUCUCCUUCCUUAUUAUCAAACAAUAUUUAAUUGA